UUUACCAAUUAGUUGUUUUAGAAAUUUUGUCCAUAAUUAGAGUUAAGAAUUUCUUAAGAUAAAAUUUAUGUAAAAUGAAAGAAAAACAACGUAAUUCAAGUGAAAAAACAGAAAGUUCGUUAAAAUCAACAACAAACCGAAUUGAAAAAUGUUGCCAAAACAAUAAUAAUACAAGUAUUCUGUUGGUUCUAGCUGUUUGCGUUGGAUUAACAGCAAUUAAUAUUUACGAAAUACGCCGUAUUGAUACAAAUCGACAAGUAAUAGUACAAGAAUCAGCUCCAAAGAUUACUCAACCAACUUGUCCAUCCAACGAUAUCGAAAACAAUCGACCAAUAUACUGGGUUUACGGACGAAAUGUAGAUAGUGGAUAUUUGAAACAUGUAUUUUUAGUUUUGGAACGACUUGGUUACCAACGUGGAACGAAUAAUUCAAAUUGGGAUUUAUUAUGGGCCCAUGAUUAUCCAUUUCGUACUUUAUAUUCACAGUUAAAUAAUUUAAAAUCACAUCAAAAAGUUAAUCAUUUUCCUGGAUGUGGUUAUAUUACCAAUAAAGUUGAUUUAUCAACGAGUGGUGUGAAAAAUAUGCCAUUAGCUUUUAAAUUACCACAGGAUAAAGAAAAAUUGCUGGAUUAUGUGAACGAAAAUCCAGAUAAAUUAUUUGUACAAAAAAGUAAUGCUCAUCGAGGUAUUAAAAUUGAACCAAUCAAAACAUUGGAUUUGAAUUCAAAUGAAACUUUCAUUCAGGAGUAUGUGGAUAAACCAUUUUUGGUAGAUGGAUAUAAAUUUGAUAUUGGUGUUUAUACAAUUAUAACGUCUAUAAAACCAUUACGGCUUUACAUUUAUUACGGAGAUGUUUUGUUUAGAUACUGCCCGGUUAAAUAUUAUCCAUUUGAUCCCGAAAAUUUAGAUAAAUAUGUUGUGGGUGACGAUUAUUUACCAACAUGGGAAGUACCUUCAUUAAAAAAGCUUUAUGAUGAAUUUGGAUAUUCCAUGAAAGAUAGUUUUGACGCAUAUGUUCGUAUGCAAGGUAAAAAUCCUAAAACUAUAUGGGAACAAAUUAAUGAUUCAAUUAUGGAAAUAUGUUUGAAGAAAGAAAAGCAAAUUAGUAAUAUUUUAGAAAGAUUUAAAUCAAAAUCACACAAUUUCUUUGAAAUGGUACGAUUUGAUUUUGUUAUUGAUGAGGAUUUGAAUGUUUAUGUUAUGGAAGCAAAUAUGAGUCCAAAUUUAUCAUCCGCUCAUUAUCCACCAAAUCAAUUGUUAUACGAACAAGUUAUAUUUAAUUUGAUGGGUCUUGUAGGUUUAGCUAAUCGUGUAAGAAAACCAUCUUUAGCAACUCGAAAUCGUCCCGAAGAAAUGAUGCAAACAGCCGAUAAAAAUUUAGUUGUUUAUCCCGAAGAAUGUGUGAGCAAGAAGUGUAAUGAAGAUUGUUUGAGCCCAAACUGUGAUUUAUGUUUACCAUGUUUAACAUCAAAUCAACGUAAUAUUUUAGUAAAUGCCUACAGAGAAUAUGUAAAUCGGGGUGAUUGUAAACGAAUAUUUCCUCCAUCAUUGAAUUCGAGUGAAACUGAUUUAUCAACAAAAUUAGCCAGUUUAUCGGAAGAAAAUCAAUGGUUGUAUAGAUGGUUUUACGGUAAAUGUUUAUUGGAUGAUGCAUGGUGCUAAAUUAUAAAAAUUAAACAUGAAAAAUGUUUUAAGCAUUUCUGGUACUUGGUGCAGUUAUAUGUACAGUUACCGUAUAAAAAACUGAAACACCGUGUUUUAAAGAUUGAUUAAUGCAAUUUUAUUGAUUUCUUUAUUUAAGAUUAUCGUUACGUCGUCGUUGGUAUCGAUAUCUAAUACAA
This is a messenger RNA of Chrysoperla carnea, 1840 nucleotides long. It is a transcript of the gene TTLL15, whose product is annotated as probable tubulin polyglutamylase ttll-15. Gene Ontology annotation, biological process: protein modification process. Lineage: Eukaryota; Metazoa; Arthropoda; Insecta; Neuroptera; Chrysopidae. The record is from RefSeq and is a predicted model, not a curated record. The transcript has 6 exons. Bases 75 to 1661 code for a protein of 528 amino acids.